UAUAUAUUAGCCACACAUCAGAUCUACAUUCAUUUGCAGGAGCUCAAGUUCCUUACACUCAGGAAAUUUAAGAAACAAGUUGCUAGAUGGCAGCAUCAACAAGUGCAGAAAUUCAAGAAGCAAAUGAAUCUCAAAACAGAGAGUUAGUGCUUCAAAUCACACACAUGCUAGACACCGGUGUCAGAGGUACCUCUGAGCCUCCCUUCUCUCCCUUAUCACCUGAAUUUUGUAUCUACAAGGUUCCGCAAGAUCUUCGCAAAUUGAAUGAUAAAGCCUACACUCCUAUGUAUGUAUCAAUAGGGCCUUUUCAUCGUGGCAAGAAAAGAGUGGAAACUAUGGAAAAUCUUAAAGUGAAAUAUUUUAAGAUGUUUCUGGAAAAGGCUGAUCUAAACCUGGAGAAAUUAGUAAGCACUAUAAGGGAUGGGGAGGAAAAGGUUCGUCGUUAUUAUGCAGAGACUAGCACAAUUACCAGUGAUGAUUAUGUGAAAAUGAUCCUGCUGGAUGCAUGCUUCAUUAUUGUGGCUUUCUUGAUCUUCUACAUGCCUACAGAAAAAGGAUGGGAGUGUGACGAAGAGGAUACAAUAUUAAGGUCAAAUUUGAGGCAUGACUUGUCGUUGAUUGAAAAUCAACUUCCUUUCUUUGUUAUUGAUGGAUUAUUUAACCUUGCAUUUGCAUCUUACUCAGACUACCCUACCUUCACUUGGCUUGCCUUUAGAUUCUUUAAUUGUUACAACACUCAAAAAAUGUCUCCCAAUCCAAAUUUGAAAAUAAUGCACUUCGUUGAUUUGUUAAGAACAUUUUUUCUACCCCAACAUGAUAAGCUACCAAAAAGAAACCGUGGCCAAAGAGUUGAGCAUUUGUACACUGCGAGCCAGUUGCACGAGGCAGGAGUGAAGUUUAAGGUGAAUUCAAGCAAAUGUUUAUUUGACUUAAAAUUCACAAACGGAGUGCUGGAAAUACCAUGCAUUCAACUAAAAAAUUUCACAGAGUGUUUCUUUCGAAACAUCAUAGCCCUGGAGCAAUUUUACUAUCCUCGGGAUCGUUAUGUUUCCGAUUAUAUUUGCAUAUUGAAUUUCCUUAUUGACACUACCAAAGAUGUGAAUUUACUUGUGCAAAAAAGGAUUCUGGUUAAUGUUUCAGGCGACAGCAAUACAGUAGCAACUUUGGUCAACAAUCUCGACAAGCAUGCUUCUGUUUUAAACACAAACUUUGAUUAUUGUCGUCUUUGUGAAGAUUUGAAUGCAUUUUAUGAAGAUCCUUGGCAUAGUCGGAAGGCUACCUUGAGACGUGAUUAUUUUAGCAAUCCUUGGAGGACUACUGCUUCCAUAGCUGCUAUUAUCUUGCUAGUUCUCACUUUGAUACAGACUAUAUGCUCUAUUAUCUCAUUACCAUCAAUCUGAAGUUUGUGUAAUUCUAAUAGUAUUAGAUUGCAUUGUAAUAACAUUUUAUUGUUCCAUUAUUUUUAUUGUUUUAAGAGUCUUAAGG
Alnus glutinosa is the source of this 1485-nucleotide messenger RNA. RefSeq names its product UPF0481 protein At3g47200-like. The record is from RefSeq and is a predicted model, not a curated record. Lineage: Eukaryota; Viridiplantae; Streptophyta; Magnoliopsida; Fagales; Betulaceae. The coding region runs from base 87 to 1400 and encodes 437 amino acids. The transcript is spliced from 2 exons.